Messenger RNA from Cucurbita moschata (crookneck pumpkin), 1171 nucleotides. Its product is annotated as peptide methionine sulfoxide reductase A5. The record is from RefSeq and is a predicted model, not a curated record. Bases 18 to 836 code for a protein of 272 amino acids. NCBI's taxonomy places the organism in Eukaryota, Viridiplantae, Streptophyta, Magnoliopsida, Cucurbitales, Cucurbitaceae. Gene Ontology annotation, molecular function: peptide-methionine (S)-S-oxide reductase activity. The transcript is spliced from 4 exons.
GCUCAACUUUCGAGCCCAUGAAUGCUAAAAUGAAGAUUCAAGUGCUCGAACUGCUCUGCCCGCAUGUGUUGCAGACAGUAAUGGCGCUUUUGCAGACCACAAUUUGCGUUCGCAUUUUCACAAUCCUCUUCUUCCUCGUCUUUCUCCUGUCUGGGAAAUCUUGUUGUAUCAGAACCCUGAAUCGGAUUGCGGACUCUAACAAGAUUCCGUCAAGCCAUCACUCCUUGAAAACGGCAGUCUUCGCUUUGGGAUGUUUCUGGAGAUCGGAAGCCGUCUUUGGUUGCUUGGAUGGAGUCGUCCGGACCACCGUCGGCUACGCCGGUGGUACUAAACUGAAUCCUGAGUAUCGUAGCUUGGGGGAUCAUGCCGAGUCUGUCCGGGUCGAAUAUGAUCCCAAGCUUACUAGUUUCAGGCAACUCUUAGAGGUUUUUUGGUCCAGUCAUGAUUCUAGGCAAGUGUUUGGACAGGGUCCGGAUGUGGGCAACCAGUAUAGAUCUAUCAUUUUUACUAAUGGCACCGAAGAAUCUAGACUGGCUGCUGUCAGCAAAGAAAGAGAGCAACUGAAGUCAAGAGGAAGCGCUGUAACUACACAAAUUCAGGAACUUGGAGCAUUUUAUCCUGCUGAGGCUGAACAUCAGAAGUUUGAGCUGAAGAGGAAUCCCUUUUUUCUUCAAUUAAUGGGCAACUUGCCAGAAGAGGAGCUUGAGAUGUCCACUUUGGCAGCAAAUAUGAACGGGUACGCCGCAGACCUCUGUCCUCCGAAGACUCAGAAGCAAAUUGAUGCCAAGAUCAACGACAUUAUAAAAAAAGGAUGGCCCAUUCUGAGAGAAAAAUAGGUUCAUCUUCGUGGAAAGCUCUAGCUUGGAUAGCAUUGCAUCAGUUUGUGUUCUUGCUACGGUUGGAUCAUUUUUAGGUUGCUGAAGCCCACAUUGUUUGGAUCAUUGAUUGAAUUUCCUCCCUCAGCUAGCUUCAAUUUUAUGUAUCUACAAAUUUCAUUCUUUCUUUCAAAUCCAUUAUGUAGAUUGAAUACCCAUUACCAAUUGGGAUUCUUCCAUUCUUUAAACCCUUCGCUUCCCCCAUCUCGUGUCAAGGAACUGAUCUGUAUUUAUAUCACAUUUUUAAAAUACGUUGAUUCAGAACAGAGCGAAUGAGUGAUAGCCUUGACUUGUGA